This is a messenger RNA of Vespa crabro (European hornet), 3487 nucleotides long. Its product is annotated as glutamate receptor ionotropic, kainate 2-like. The coding region runs from base 161 to 2836 and encodes 891 amino acids. The record is from RefSeq and is a predicted model, not a curated record. The transcript has 16 exons. Gene Ontology annotation, cellular component: plasma membrane; postsynaptic membrane. Gene Ontology annotation, biological process: monoatomic ion transport; modulation of chemical synaptic transmission; synaptic transmission, glutamatergic. NCBI's taxonomy places the organism in Eukaryota, Metazoa, Arthropoda, Insecta, Hymenoptera, Vespidae. Gene Ontology annotation, molecular function: transmitter-gated monoatomic ion channel activity involved in regulation of postsynaptic membrane potential; glutamate-gated receptor activity.
CUUUAGGAAGGGGUUAAUACUUAACUGAGCAUGCGCUAACUAAAACGCUCAGAAAGAUACGAUGCGGAUUUAGAGUUCGUAACUUUAAGCGAGCACCUUCUCUCAAAAGAGAGUCUUUCACAAACUUCCAUUUGAUUCAUAACCGAAGAAAAAUUCGAGGAUGCAGUUGGUGUACAUUCUUUUGAUAUUCGUUACCAAUGUUUUGGGUUUUUCAAAACAAAUCGCCGUAGGCUUUUUCGAUGAUGACGAAAUGAUUAAACUUGCCUUCGAAUCAUCGAUAAAAUCGAUCAAUCAUGAAUAUUGGGAUAUUCAUUUGAUAUCAAAUAUCGAAGAAAUAAAUCAAGAUGCAUUCGAUGUUAAUGGCAAAGUAUGUACGAUGAUUAGUACGGGUGUGGCUGCGAUAUUUGGUCCACAAGAUAAAUUCAUAGCUGAACAUGUGCAGAGCAUAUGUGAUACGAUAGAAAUGCCACAUAUCGCAGUUAGAUGGGAUCCUCAAGAAAUGCGUGGGAAAACUGUGAAUCUUUAUCCACACGCAAAUACAUUGUCCUUGGCAUAUCAAACAUUGAUACGUGAACUAGAUUGGCAAGAGAUGAUAAUAUUGUUCGAAAAUACUGAAAGCUUGUUAAGAAUAAAACCAUUGUUAGAACUUCGUAAUACAGGAAUAGAUAUAUUUUUGUAUCAUUUAGGAAAUGGUCCGAAUUAUAGGAAUAUAAUGCAAGAGAUCAAGGAAACCGAAAUGAAGAACAUCGUGAUCGAUUGUUCUAUUCAGAUAUUAGAGGAGGUCUUAAAACAGGCUCAACAAGUUGGUAUAAUGUCGGAUCAAUAUCAAGUGAUAGUUACUUCAUUGGAUUUACAAACGCUCGAUUUAGAACCCUAUAGUUAUUCCGGCGUAAAUUUCACUGGUUUUCGUUUAAUCAAUCCAGAAGAUCCAACAAUGACGGAGAUAUUUGAAAAACACAAAGAUGAUUGGAAUUUAUCCAGACCAGAAGAGCUUCGACUCGAGCCAGCUUUAAUGUACGAUGCCGUUCAACUUUUUGCACAAACUUUGAAGCAAUUAAUUGGUACUACAAAUUGGAACGUAAAAGAGCUACCUUGCAAUGGUUCAAUGAGCUGGGAACAUGGAAGCACUUUUUUAAAUUUUAUGCGUGUGACUGAAAUGAGAGGAUUAACUGGAUUAAUAUGGUUCGAUACUACUGGAUUUCGAAGUAACUUUCAAUUGGAUAUUGUACAACUGCAACGAAAAGGAUUAACAACAAUUGGAGUUUGGAAUAGUACACGUGUGAAUGGAAUUGAAUGGACGCCAGACAUAAGUUCAACGAAAUCCGAAGCUGAAUUGAGUUUACAGAAUAGAACAUUUUUAGUACUUAUAUCUAUGACAAAACCAUAUGGAAUGGUAAAGGAAUCUGCUGCAAUGUUAUCUGGCAAUGAACGGUACGAAGGAUUUGGAAUCGACAUUAUUCAAGAACUCAGUAAAUCAUUAGGCUUUAAUUAUACAUUUGAAGUUCAAACAGACAGCGUUUAUGGUUCAUAUAUCAACAAAACAGGGAAAUGGUCAGGAAUGAUAGGGAAAAUAAUGGCGGGGCGUGCAGAUUUGGCGAUCACCGAUCUAACGAUAACUUCUGAUCGUGAAAGUGCCGUUGAUUUUACGAUGCCAUUCAUGAAUUUAGGUAUAAGUAUAAUAUUUAAAAAGCCAACGAAAGCAACGCCCAGUCUCUUCUCGUUUCUCUCGCCAUUUUCUAACGACGUUUGGCUAUGCUUGUUGGCGUCGUAUAUCUUCGUGUCAGUGCUAUUCUCCGUGAUCGGUAGAUUGUGUCCAGCGGAAUGGAACAAUCCUUAUCCUUGCAUCGAAGAACCCGAGGAGUUGGAGAACCAGUUCACGUUGAAGAAUUCCUUUUGGUUUACCAUUGGAAGCAUAAUGCAACAAGGUUCCGAUCUAGCACCUAUAGGAUUUUCAACAAGAAUGAUGGCAGGAUGCUGGUGGUUUUUUUGUUUGAUCAUAGUCUCUUCUUACACGGCAAAUUUAGCUGCUUGCUUGGCUAUAGCUGUUAACAUACCAUCAUUUACCAACGUCGAGGAACUGGCGAAACAGAAGGUGAUAAAAUAUGGUGCAAAGAGCGGUGGAUCGACCUUCGAAUUUUUCAAAAAUUAUGCCAAUUCCAAGGAGGCCUCCUACCAGACGUACAAGGAUAUGUACAACUACAUGAUGAGUAACGAUGACGUAUUGACCAAGGACAACGAUGAGGGAUUGACGAAGGUCCUGCAAGAGAAUUAUGCCUUUUUAAUGGAGUCCAGUUCGAUCGAGUACAUCAUUCAAAGGGAGUGUAACGUUACGAAAGUUGGUGGUUUGUUGGAUCAAAAGGGUUAUGGGAUUGCCAUGAGAAAGGAUUCAUCUUAUCGUCAUCAAUUAAAUACGGCAAUAUUAAAAUUACAAGAGAGUGGUAGAAUAACCGAAUUAAAAAAAAAAUGGUGGACCCAAAAGCGUGGCGGUGGAAAGUGCGAAGAAGGUGCACCACCAAGUUCGGCGGAAGAAUUAAAUUUGAAUCACGUGGGAGGUGUAUUCUUAGUUCUUUUCGUUGGUAUUGGAUUUUCUUUUGUCUUCACGUUAUUCGAGCUCAUUUGGGAAGUUGCUGUUAAAUCGAUAAAAGAAAAUCUCUCUUUCAAGGAAGAAAUGCUGGAGGAGAUAAAGUUCGUGGCAAAAUGUACCAGUGAAACUAAAACAGUUAGAGAGAGGAAAAAUUCAUCGCACAGAAGCGGAGAAGAUAGUACGGAGGAUUGCAGUCCUCCUUAUGGAUUUGUACCAACUGUAAUUACAACCUCACCCGACGAUGACAAUUGAAAACUUUCGAUAAUUCAAGCUCCUCGAUCGUUUUAAAAAACAUCGACAAAAUUAAUUAAUAUUUGUUGGAUGAAAUGAUUGAGUAAAUGAAACAAUUCAAUCUAUUUGAAUUCUUAGUAAACUCCUUAGAAAUAUAUAUAUGAGAUAAUAGAAUGGCGACGAAAACUUAAAUGAUUAGCAAUCGCUAAUAAGAUUUUAACUGAGAAUGAAAAUCACGAUUCUGCUCUACUUUUGAUUAAUGUUGAUGCGUCAGUAAUAUAUAUAUAUAUAUAUAUAUAUAUAUAUAUAUAUUUAUUUAUUUAUAUCAUAUAUCAUGUAUAUAUAUACGAAUGUGUCUAAGUAAUAUUGAAUUUUAUAAUGAGACUUGCAUAACUACGAAAUUAUGUUCUCUGGCAUGAAUAUGUUCAUUUAUUUUAUUUCCUAUUUCCUGACCUAAAUAAGACUCCCUCUAACUAUAGGUAGUCUAUAAGAAAACAGUUGGGCAGCAGCCAUACGAUAGUACGGAUGCUAUUUAGUCGAAGUAAAUUCGUUUUAAGUGUCUCUUACAAAUUUUUAUUCUCUUUCGAUCGUUAAUUAAAAGUAAUAUUGUGAUGUUUUAAAAUUAAUGAGGAUUAAUUAUCGGACUCUUAUAUAUGGUAUCGCUAAAAAGAG